This is a messenger RNA of Pestalotiopsis fici W106-1, 1020 nucleotides long. RefSeq lists its product as uncharacterized. The coding region runs from base 1 to 1020 and encodes 339 amino acids. The record is from RefSeq and is a predicted model, not a curated record. Lineage: Eukaryota; Fungi; Ascomycota; Sordariomycetes; Amphisphaeriales; Sporocadaceae. The transcript has a single exon.
AUGUGUGAGAAGCACUCCUACUACAAGGACGGCCGAAAGGUCGACAGCCAGGUAGAGCAAUGCUCCAAGGCUGCCCGCCACGGCCCCAAUACUAUCUGCGAGGAUCCCGUAAAGUUUAGACACCCAGACGGCGAGACGCCACGUCGCAGCUCACAGUACCUCUCGCCGGGCUUUCCUCCUUCACCACCCUCAUCUGAUGCAUCCUUUGCGCCUUCGAGCGACGGGGAACGAUCCCACAAGCGCCGCUCUGGAACCUACAUCAAUGGCGAGAAGAUUAGCCGCAGCGGCUCUCGUCGCGAGAAGCGCAGCAGUGCCCACGUUACCUUUGUCGAGCCCUCCACGUCUCCGCGCUCGCCUCUGAACUAUGACACACCAGCUAGCAGCCCUUCGCGGUCACCGACUUACACUUACCAUACUUCAACAUCCUCCGCCUACCCGUCCCACGAUCAAUCACACUAUAGACAUCCCGAGGUGAGGAUGGAAGUCAACCGUCCUCGCCGCAACAGCACUGCUCAAUACGAGCAGAGUACAUCAAAGUCAAAGACCUCUUCGAGCAGCAGCAGCUCCGAGGAGGAGCGCCUGCGCCAACAGCUCAAGCGCGAGGAGAGGAAGAAUGAAGAGACCAAGCGCCAACUCGCAGAGGCCAAGAGACAGGCAGAAGAGGCCGAAAGAAGAGCCGAUGCAGAGCGCAAAGUGCGAAAGGACGCGGAACGUGAGCGAAAGCUCGAGAAAGACAUCAAGCGACAGAAUGCAGCCAUUGACAGCCGUCCCCCGGUUGUGCAAUCGACGGCGGCUCCUGUUUACCGUCGAGGCUCGGUGUCGAUCAAGCAACAGAACACUGCACCCAUUGCCGACCCCUACGUUUCCCACAAAUACUAUGAACGAGAGGAAAGAAGAAGGCGCAAGGAGGAGGAGGAGCAGCAGCAGCAGGCCAGGUUGAGGGCACGCCUGACUCCUCACACCGCCCCGCGAGGUUAUGAUAGACCAACAGUUGUGUACCAUGGACGGGAUACAUAUUAA